Haemonchus placei is the source of this 1182-nucleotide messenger RNA. The record is from the annotation of a GenBank genome assembly. Lineage: Eukaryota; Metazoa; Nematoda; Chromadorea; Rhabditida; Trichostrongylidae.
AUGGUGGAGCAACCGCUGUCAUUGGAAGCGAGAAAACAGAAGGCCAGAAAUGCGAUUGUGCGACAGAUGGUGAUCGCUGGCAUACCUGGACUUUCCGUAGGUGUGAGUGUGAAUGGUCGAAUAGUAUGGCGUCAAGGCUUCGGAUUUGCUAAUCUAGAAAGUGGAAGUCGUUGCACAGAAGACACGGUUAUGCGAAUUGCCAGUAUCAGCAAACCGCUUACUGCAGCAAUCACUGCUAGGCUUGUGCAAGACGGAAAGCUAGAUUUAGACAAACCGAUACAGACUUACCUGCCUGAGUUUCCCAAUAAAAAAGUCGAUGGGAAGGCUGUGCAAAUAACUACACGUCAACUACUAUCGCAUACCGCAGGCAUACGGCAUUACAAGAAAAAGGAGGAAGAAAUCGAGGCUAACCAAAAGAAAGACCUCGAGGAACCUGCACCUGACUCAGAAGAUAAGGAAUUCCUUUCUAACGUUAAUUAUGCCACCGUCACAGAUGCAUUGACGAUGUUCAAAGACGACGAACUGCUAUCGGAGCCAGGCAGCAAAUUUAGGUAUACAACUCACGGAUUCACCCUCGUCAGUGCAGUCCUGGAGAAGGCUUCAGGAAAGGAAUUCAAAACACUAGUUGAAGACCUUGCAUUUGAAUUAGGAAUGAGGUACACUACUCUCGAUGUCAAUAGCAAAGUCAUCCCACAUCGGGCAAACUACUACAAGCGCAAUAAGAAGCACGUUCUAGAAAACUGCUCUGAAGUGAACAACUCGUACAAAUGGGCAGGUGGUGGUAUUCUUUCUAAUGUAACGGAUCUUCUCACUUUUGCAAACGCUAUUCUCUACAGCCAUCAAGCCGGCCCAACUUCUAAAAACGCUUUUCUGAAAAAGGAUGUGAUUCAGCAACUGUGGAAAGGGGAAAUAUCUGUGAACAAUAGGACGCUUGCGGGACUCGGCUGGAUGCGCAUACCUGGUGAUGAUUACAAAGGAGGCGACAAAGCAAGUUCUCUUGGCGGACUGUGGUACCAUACUGGUGGAGCUGUUGGCGCGUCAUCAGUACUACUUAUUCGUCCUACCUCGAAACCAUCUGAUCAAGAAAUUCCAGCUGGAGUAUGCGUAGUAAUGCUUUGCAACCUUCAGGACACUUCACUGCUCAAUUUAGCUAAGGAAAUAGAGGAGAUUUUCAGAGAUUAG